UCACUUUACGCUUAUGUUUCGCACAGAAAACGACGACAACGAUAAUUACGAUUAUCAAUAACAAUCUUUUAAAACCGUAUCUGACGCAAUGGGAUCUUCCAAGAAACAUAAAGAGAAAGAUAAAGACAAGGAACAUAAAAAGAAAAGGAAACAUCGAUCUCGUUCUCGAUCUAAAGAGAGAAAAAGACAUCGGCAUGACCGUGACAGAGAAUAUUCGGAUCGUGAAAGAUAUCGCAGAGACGAUGGCUUCCACGAGAAUGAAGAUUACUAUCCCAGAGAACUGGAUGAUGUUGAUAGCAAGAGUUCCUUUAGAGAGUCCUACACAGAUGCUCCACAGACAGCGGGAGGAUCCAGUGGGGAUGUCUCUCUCAGCAUUGAAGAAACAAAUCGCAUCCGAGCCAAGUUAGGAUUAAAGCCCCUUGAAGUUGGUAAUGAGAAGAAGCAGCAGCACACUGAUGAUGGUUACUUAAUAACACAGGAAGGGGAUGUUCAUAAGCCUGCACUAAGUAUAACAAAGAAGAAAGAGACUGAAAAACUCUCAGAGAGAAUACAAAAAAUGAAGGAUAAAAGGAAAAUCAAAGAUAAACUUGGUACAAUAAAAACCCUGGGAGAGAGUGAUGAGGAGGAUGAUGCAUUAGCAUGGGUGAAAAAAAGUCGACAGAAACAGAAAGAAAAGGAGCUGGCUGAGAAAAGGGCCAAACAAUUGAUGGAACUUGAUGAGGCUUUUGGACUUGAGGACAUUGUUAAGGAAGAAUUCAAAGGCAAUCAGAAGGAGUACACAUCAAAAGAUCUCAAGGGUUUAAAGGUUGAGCACUCUGUUGACAGAUUUAAAGAUGGACAGGCUAUCAUCUUGACACUUCAGGACAAAGGGGUGCUGGAUGAGGAAGAGGAAGACACUCUGAUUAACGUGAACAUUGUGGAUGAUGAAAAAGCUGAGAAAAAUGUGGAGCUUAAGAAAAAGAAGCCAGACUACAAUCCUUAUGAUGCUGGCGAUGUGGAUGAAUAUGGAAUGUUUAAAGAGAAGAAUGUUCUUGAGAAAUAUGAUGAAGAAAUAGCAGGUGCAAAGAAAGAGAAGUUUCAGCUGGGAUCUGGUGGGAAAUUCAACACAGACCCAGAGAAACAGAUGGACGAGAUUCGCCGACAGCUACGAGAACAAAGCGAGUCCUUGGGAGGCGUGUCUCUGAAUCCCAUCAACGAGUACCUUACCCCACAGGAAUUAGCAGAAGCUGCCAAGUUUAAGAAAGUGAAGAAAAAAGUGAGAAAAAUCAGAAAGAAAGAGGCAUUGAAGGCAGAUGAUCUCCUUCCCCUACCAAAUCAAGAUCUUGAUGACACAGAUUAUGGAUCAAGAAAAAAAAGCAGAGGAUAUAUAAAGAAAGAGGAGGAAGAAUAUCCGGAUCAAGCCAGCCAUGAGAAUAAUGCCUACGGACAGACCGCUCCCAUUGUUAUAGACUAUGCUCAUGGUCACACCGCGGUCACCGUCAAAGAGCAGCCAAUGGAUGUAGACCAGCCCGAUGAGGAGGAAGACUUAAUCGGUCCAGAUGAGGAUUUAAGCAAAGUUGUGAUAGAAGAGGAUGAGGCAGAGAAAGAACUGCACUCUGCUCUGUCUAAAGCCAGGAAACUAAAGCAGAAGAAAGAGGGCUCAAGUGUGAGUAAGGUAGCAGAACAGGUGCUCUCCAAGGUGAAGGCUGAACCAGAGGAAGCCCUGCAGGACGGGAACAUUAUCCUGAAUGCGACGUCUGAGUUCUGUAGAACACUGGGGGAUAUCCCGACAUACGGACAGUCAGGGAACCGAGAGGAGGACCAGGAAGAACUCGUUGAUUUUGAGAAGGAGCUUGAGGAUAGAAAAAAACAAGAGGAAGACGAACAGGUUACUGGAUGGAACGCGGUGGAAAUUGACGAGACACCUGUUAAUAUCACCGGAGAGGAACAGGCUGUGUUAGAUGAUGAGCCGGUUGUAAGCUCUGGUGUUGGAGCUGCCCUGGAGUUGGCCAAAAAGAAAGGCUACAUUGAAGAUGAAGAAAAGAAGCUGGCAGGAGCCAGGAGAAGUAAGGCCAAGGAGGAGCUGGAGGUCCAGAAUUACUCCAUAGAGGACAAGAGAUAUGACGACCUUGAUGAAAAAUACAGCAGGAAGAGGGAUCGUUACAGUGGGGGAGGGGGGAUGAUUCAGGACUUCAAGGAAAAAGAUGGAUACAAACCCGACGUUAAGUUGGAAUAUGUCGAUGACAGUGGUCGAAUGCUGAAUCGAAAGGAAGCUUUCAGGCAGUUGUCUCACAGAUUCCACGGAAAGGGUUCAGGCAAAAAGAAAACAGAGAAACGAAGUAAAAAACAACAGGAGGAGCAGUUAAUGAAGCAGAUGAGCUCUACUGAUACACCCCUCGGUACCCUGAACAUGCUGCAAGAAAAACAGAGAUCAGAAAAAUCUCCUUACAUCGUGUUGUCUGGCUCCAAAGGAUUUUCAUCAAAUUCCAUCAUCAAACCAAGCCAAAAUUGAUUUUCAUGAGAAAAAGCGAAGUGGAUUUUCUGUUUAGGACUUUUUUAGUUUAUAUGAAAGAAAUAUUCCAUUAUUCAGUCACAACAGAAGGGAUUGAAUCUCUUGUUCAAUUGACUUUGUAGACCGCAGUUCACGUGCAAUGUUUAUCGUGUUACAUAACAUUUGAUUGUCAUUAUUUUAUCAUUAUUAAAAUAACAUACAAUGAAACUUGAACAAGUAC
Messenger RNA from Magallana angulata, 2711 nucleotides. RefSeq names its product U4/U6.U5 tri-snRNP-associated protein 1-like. The coding region runs from base 89 to 2491 and encodes 800 amino acids. The transcript is spliced from 19 exons. Gene Ontology annotation, cellular component: U4/U6 x U5 tri-snRNP complex. The record is from RefSeq and is a predicted model, not a curated record. Gene Ontology annotation, biological process: mRNA cis splicing, via spliceosome; maturation of 5S rRNA. Lineage: Eukaryota; Metazoa; Mollusca; Bivalvia; Ostreida; Ostreidae.